AUGGCUCGGUUCGCGCAAUGGAUACUGCUGUGGUCCUGCUACAUUGAAGCCUCCUCGCAGGAAACAUACGCAACCGCCUCAAACCUGAAUAAAAGCGAGUUGUCAAAAUUGUUGAGUAACAACAUAUUUAUUCUGCAGAGCGAGCAUCUCGACACGUGCAUAAAUGUGGAAAACCAAGAGCUUAUCCUUGACAACUGUAAUUGGGCAUCAAGUAGCAUGCUGUGGAAAUGGGUAUCAAAGCAUCGGCUUUUCCAUAUAAGCAGCAGCAUGUGCCUUGGUCUUAAUAUUAGUGCUCACCAACAGCCAUUGAAGCUAUUUAACUGUGAUUCAGCAAUAGGAAUAUUGUGGUGGCAUUGUAGUGGUAAGGUGUUAACUAGUGCCUCGCAGUAUAAAUUGGCCAUUGGAAAAGGACAACGUAUUGUAGCGGAAAGGAGUGUGUAUGACAGAUGGAAGAGAUAUAUAACACAAGAUGAAGGUCCGUGUGAGCACCCAUAUGAAGAAAUUCAUACUAUACUUGGAAACUCCCAUGGGAUGCCUUGUGCUCUACCAUUUAAAUAUAACAAUAAAUGGUACCAUGAGUGUACUAAUGAAGGGAGAGAAGAUAAACUCCUUUGGUGUGCAACUACCAGCAAUUAUGAUGUUGAUGAAAUAUGGGGGUUUUGCCCAAAUUUAGAUCCUGGAUGUGAUAUGGUUUGGGAAAAGGAUCCUGUUUCACAUACUUGCUAUCAAUUUAAUUUUCUGGCUCUUCAUUCUUGGAAUGAGGCCCGUGCUUCAUGUCAGGCACAGGGAGGAGAUUUGCUGAGUAUCAGAGAUCUUAAGGAACAGGAAUAUCUCAACAAGCAUUUGAAAAAUGUUGGAAUUCUGGCAUGGAUAGGCCUCAAUCAUUUGGAUGAAGUUACUGGGUGGCAGUGGUCAGAUGGAGAACCUUUGAGCUUUGUAAAUUGGGACACAGAUCAGCCUCGGGGCUCGUUACUGGGAACACCAUAUCACUGUGGGAUACUGAGCUCUAAAUUAGACUACCAUUGGAGCAGCGCUGUAUGUGAAACAGCCCUACCUUAUAUUUGUAAAAAAAUGAUGAACUUUACAAAAAAAGUGGAACCCUUUGAAUUCUGGCAGUAUAGGACCACAUACUGUGAACCUGGCUGGCUUUCCUACAAUGGAUUCUGCUAUAAAAUGCAUAAAGAAGAUUUGAACUGGAAAGAUGCUCUGAUGUCCUGUCACCUACAUGGAAGUGAACUAACUAGUAUGCACUCAUUGGCAGAUGUGGCAAUUCUCAUUAACCAAUUUAAAAAUGAAACUGUACCAGAAGUUUGGAUUGGACUUGCCAACAACAGGACACCAGCUGUGUUUGCAUGGUCAGAAGGAUCACCUGUGACAUUCACUUACUGGCAUAAAAAUGAACCACAUGUUCCAUAUAACACCACAGAACAGUGUGUGUCAUCACAGAAGGUUGAUGGCCAAUGGAAAGUUAAAGACUGUGAGGAAAAUAUAUGGAGCAUUUGUAAGAAGCCAGGAAAAGUGGAACAGGGACAAACUGGAAAGGAUAAGGGCUGUCCUGAGGACUGGAAAAGAUAUGAAGAAUCCUGUUAUAAGAUUGAUAAUCACCUACAAACCUAUGAGGCAGUUUCAAAAAGAUAUUAUUGUUCACUUGUUACCAUUGAAAACAGGUUUGAACAAGCGUUCAUCAACAGUCUGAUCAGUAAUUUUGCUGGAGAAGAAAACAAGCACUUCUGGAUAGGUCUUCAAGAUAGGAACCAUACAGAAGAAUAUACCUGGUUAACAACAAAUGAUAGGAAUGAACCAGUUUCCUUCACAAAUUGGAAUAAAAAUCAACCAGCUCAUUCAGGUGGUUGCGUGGCAUUAGCAAGAGGCAAAUCUCGUAUUCUUUGGGAAGUUAAAGAUUGUAAGUUCUUCAAAGCGAUAUCUUUGUGUGAGCAAAAAGCUGCAUCUGCUGUAGGAUCAAAAUCCUUCCCUGAUCAAGCCAUGAAGGCUAAAGCUAAAUGUCAUUUUGGAUGGGAAUCAAGGUCAGAUCUCCAGCACUGCUUCAAGGUAUUUCAUCAUGAGAAAGUGUUAAAGAAGAGAACUUGGGAAGAAGCAGAAGAAUUCUGUCAAGCAUUUGGAGCCCAUCUUGCAAGUUUCAGCCACUACAAUGAGGAAGUUUUUCUGAAUGAAAUAUUGGAAUGGAUGUUUGCCAGGGAAGAAGAAAGAUGGUUUUGGAUUGGGUUUAACAAAAGGAAUCCAGCUUCUGCUGGCUCCUGGGCUUGGAGUGAUGGCAGUGCAGUUGUUUCUUUGUUUUCGCUUGACAAAGACAAAGAUGAUGAUGUCAGAAUCUGUGCUGCAUACAAAUUUGAUAAAACCAUUGCGCCUUUUCAAUGUGAUGAAAAGCUGGGAUGGGUUUGUAAAAUGUCAAAAGGAGCCGAAUUGAAAAAACCAGACUGGUACAUUGAUGAAGAGCAAUUUGCAUUUGCACCUUGGGUCUUCUUUCAAGGAGCUGAAUAUUUGUUUUUUGAGACGGAGGGGAAAUGGCUUGCAGCUGCUGUAGCAUGUAGCUUGAUGGGUAGCGACUUGGCAUCUAUAAAUACGCCUAAAGAACAGGACUUCAUUAAAAGCAGAAUAGAAAAGCUUUUAAUAAAUGGGCAUGAAAAAUGGUGGAUUGGAUUGUAUGCGGAAAAUUCCAAAGCUGGAUUUCGCUGGAUAGAUGAUUCAUCAAUGUAUUACAACAACUGGGAUGACAACUAUCCAAGCCAUUUGCCUAAACAUAGUGGCAGAUGUGUUUACGUGUCAUCAAAAACAGGGCGCUGGGGUGAUAGCAAGUGCUUUCUGUCUCUCCCUUUCAUCUGUAAACGUCACAAUAUAUCAUUGAUAGAGGUUCACAAAGCUGAGAGCUACCUUCCAGACCUCUUGUGUCCAAAAGGUUGGCUGUAUUUUGAACAUAAGUGUUUCCUGAUGUAUGCCCCAAAGGAAAGGAGUCAGCUAAAGCAAUGGUAUUCUGCUCAAGUGUUCUGCAGCAUACAUGGAGGAACACUUGCUACAAUAGAAAAUGAAAUAGAACAAGCAUUUUUAACAAUUCAGCUCCUGGAUAGAUCAACUAGUGUUUGGAUAGGACUGCACAGUGAUAAUUUUGAACGUUGGGUGAAUGGGAAGCCUGUGAAGUAUUCAAACUGGUUACCAAAUGAGCCAGCACGAGACACUGCAGAUCCUUUUAAAAAUGAUCCUAAUUCAAAACACCUUAAUAGCCCUAUCUUACAAGAGGAGUCGAAAAGGUGUGCUUUAUUAUCUAAUAGUCAUGCUCAUCAUUCUGCUGGAAGAUGGUACACAAGAACCUGUAAUACAAACAAUUAUGGCUUUGUUUGUCAGAAAUACCCAGAUAAAUCCAUCCAUCAUAUAAAUGUGUCAUCUGCCUAUCCAACGCUUGAUACUUUUACAUAUGGAAACUACACAUACACACUGAUUAAGAAGAAUCUAACGUGGUAUGAAGCAUUAAAUGAAUGCAGACAAAGAGAAACUGAACUGGUCAGCAUCACUGAUCAAUACCACCAAGCUUUUCUCACAGUCAUUGUGAAUAGGCUGUCACACCCGCAUUGGAUUGGACUAUCCAGCCCAGAUGAUGGAAAAAACUUUAUUUGGUCAGAUGGUAGUGGCACUAUAUUCAGCCAUUGGGCGGAGGAGGGUCCUCACUCAUCUUAUGAUUGUGGGUACAUGGAUACUAAUGGCUACUGGAAGACCACUAACUGUGAAACUCAACUUCAAGGAGCCUUCUGCCAAGUUUUGCGAACUGCAACAUCAAGUUUCCCGGCUAAGAAAAUGAAGUGCCCGAAUGUAGCUAAAGGGUUGCCCUGGAUUCCAUUCCAAGGCAAUUGUUAUCUUUUUGACCUGGUUUUAUACAAUACUUCAAGUUUAACAAUGGAAGAAGCUAAAGAAGUUUGCAGAAACCUGGCUACAAAAUCUUUUAUUUUGCACAUUAAAAACGAAGAGGAAAACAACUUUGUUUAUGAACAAGUCAAAACAUACAGCCACAUUGUAGAUGAGAUUUGGUUGGGCAUCGUAUUUGAUGUAGCUGAUAAUGCAUUCAAAUGGUUUGAUGGAACCCCAGUAACUUACUCAAACUGGGGUGCAGAAGAACCUGAUGCAAAUAAUUUUACUGUUGGUUUUUGUGCUGCAAUGAAGUCCUCUGACGGUGCAUGGUUUAUGACUGAUUGUGCUGAGGGUCUUGGAGCUGUUUGCCAAACAGACUUGAGUGGAAAUACCUACAUCCCAAAACUGCAUGGAUACCAAAUAGGAAGUGCAACAAUACUUGAAAUUGUGAUAGCAUUGGUGGUAAUUGUGAUCAUUGUAUUGGGUGCAGUUGGUUUGUGGUAUCUGUGGAAGAGGAAUCAAUCUUUCAGAUUCUCAGGAAAUGCAUAUUAUAGGCAGACUACCCCUGAAGGUACUGAUUGCGAUGGAAAUAUUCUUAUUUCUGCAUUUGAAAGGAAUGGUGGAAAUUAACUAAAUGGAUUCAUACACCUACAGUACAAGAAAGGCUCAUUGGACUU
Molecule: messenger RNA, 4532 nt
Organism: Carcharodon carcharias (great white shark)
Lineage: Eukaryota; Metazoa; Chordata; Chondrichthyes; Lamniformes; Lamnidae
Gene: pla2r1
Product: phospholipase A2 receptor 1
Exons: 30
Coding region: 1-4485 (1494 amino acids)
Molecular function (GO): signaling receptor activity
Source: RefSeq, a predicted model, not a curated record